Molecule: messenger RNA, 4521 nt
Organism: Dalotia coriaria
Lineage: Eukaryota; Metazoa; Arthropoda; Insecta; Coleoptera; Staphylinidae
Gene: stac
Product: C2 and C2B_Munc13-like domain-containing protein staccato
Exons: 11
Coding region: 406-4242 (1278 amino acids)
Cellular component (GO): secretory vesicle
Source: RefSeq, a predicted model, not a curated record
GUGCGCCGUGUCGCGCUUCAGCAACCUGUGCGCCUGCGAUGCCGAAACACCGAUGGAUAUUGUGGGUCAAAGUGAAUCGGUGAAUCAGUUCUUUGCGCCGCAACAACAACAAAACACUUGCACGUUCACUACCCGGUAGUGCUCACACUCGUUCUGUUUGCCUCUGAUAAGAAAUUCAAAUCACUCGCAUUUUGAUGAGUUAUUACCGCGUGUGGGUAAUAAACGAGUCAAUAAGCCAACGUACUUACUAGAACGGCUGUAAAGUUGCUACAAAGUUGUUUUUAAGUAAGUUUUCAUGCGGUUAACAAUCGAAAUAUUUGAAAGAAUUGAAUGCAAACCCGGUUGAAACAAUUGACAAUCGAUUCGAUCGUGAUAGAUGAUUAAUCCGCGGAAAAGACGAAUAACAUGCGAAACAUGUUCAUUGACGUAGUGCUUCGUAGUCUGCAAAUAAUGCGUGUUAAAGACGCGAGAAACGCUAACGAUGCGGACGAUAAAAGUUACGAAAAGUGCAAUUUUAAGCGGUCAAACGCGAUGGUGAAACCUAAACGGCCCUCUUUGAAAAUUGAGCGGUCCAAAUCACGACGACAAAAGAAAUGUUUUCCGAGGAUUACUGUGAAGAAAAGAAGUUUGAGAAAGUCAAAAAAGCAGCAGAAUAAUGAGGAUUACGAUCGUGCACGCUUAAUACACAGGCGUGGUGCGAUUCAAUGUGAAAUGAAAAAUCCCUUCAUCAAGCCGUGCAACGAUUCGCCAGUGCCUUGGAUUUUAAGAUGGAAAUAUAGAAAAAUUCAUCCAUUGGAAGAAUCACGUUUACAAGCCCUUGAUGGAGGCUUCUUUGAAACAUUCAGCUUCCGGCUUCAGGACCUGUCGCGCAGCGUCAGUGUCAAUGAACAAUUGGAGAAAACGAAACUUGCGGAGGCGGCCAGUAAUGUUAUGGCCGACCUUCCGCACCAAGCAUUACCCGAGCCAGAAAUUAAUAUUGCAAAAGAAGAAGAUGGUACUGAAGAGAAAGAAGGAAGUGAAGAAAAUGUUAGCGUAACAACCGACAGUGAAGUAGUUGCAUCGUCCGACUCGGAAACCGAAGAUAAAGAUAAGGCCAACGAUUAUUUGGCCAUUGCCUGGAACAUUGAUGAACUGUAUUUGGAACUACUUUAUGAAAUUCUGCACAAUGUGGGCUGCGACGAAACAUGUGAGAUCAACCAGAGUGAUCUUUUCAGUUAUCUACAAGAUGCAUUUAAAAUGAAUAAUGGGCGCCAUGGAGAACUUCUUGAUGAAGCUAUCAAAAAGGAAGCACCCGAAAUAGUCCUAAAUGUAGAAAUCGUAGAAGCCAAAGAUUUAACAGCAAAAGACUCGAAUGGUUUAAGUGAUCCGUUUGUUACGGUAUUUCUGAAUUCAAACGCAAUGCAUCGAUACAACACAUCCGUGAAGGAAAAAACACUGACGCCCGUUUGGGAAGAGCACUUUGCAUUGCCAGUUUCAAACAUCAAUAUGAGUGAUUGUCUCUGCCUGGAGGUCUGGGAUUUCGAUCCAGCUGAAACAGUUCGUGAUAAACUUGGUAAAUUCGUCAGUGUUAAAGGAGCUAAGGGAGUGAGGAAGCUUCUCAAAGAAAUUGCCAUAACUGCGACGACAGGCCAACAUCAGAACGAGCUAAUUGGAAAAGCAUCGAUUCCACUCAAUAGCAUUCCAUCGUGUGGUUUGCUGAUGUGGUACGAUCUAAAGAAGAAAAACAGAACACAGAAACGCGGUUGCGUCAAAGUACGUCUCACAUUUAGUUCUGAAAAGAAUUGCCGUGUUGCUUCUCAGGAACAUCGACAUCUUCUAAAAAUCCUGUUGUUGUAUGAACUUGAGAACUCAAAAACAAAUCCUUAUUGGUGGUGUGGUAAUUUUAGUCCUUAUGCUAAAGCGCUUCUGACGAGACACAUAGUUCAAAGUGGAUUACAGUCUGUCGAUGUUGCACAUACCCAGUGGGCUGUUUACAGUAUGGUCCAUCAAACACACCCGCUUAGUUUUAAUCUCUUCUCGUGCCUUUUGGAUAAAUUGAUCAAACCACUACAGAACAAUGCAAUAUGCGAUGAGGAAGCAAAAAUAUUUUGGGACUCUACUAAGAAAUUGCUUCCAUCCAUUUUCUCAAUCAUACGUAAAAUUAGACGAAAAAGCAACAACGAAAAUGUUGAAAUGAAGAAACUUAUUGACGUACUUAAUAUAUUGAUGAAGUUGCGCAUGUUGGAAGCUCCCGGGGACUUGCAAUUAUUCCCAGAAAAGAGUUUCCCCUGGAUUAAAACACAGUUGAAUUCCAAUUGGGACACAGAAACAGUAAUGCAUGAAGCCGUCCGACACGGUGCUGAAGACUGGUAUAAUCAUUUGUUGGAAAAUAAUGUAAGGGAAAAUGAAACAGACGUCGGAAAAUUGCAAUAUUUGAUAAAAAUUAUUACCUUGAUAAGGAGUGAUAUUCAGAAAGCGGUGGAGUUCUAUGACAAACAUUUUCAGAGCAUUGUCAAUUUGCCAUAUGCCAACAUUUUGUAUACAUUCUAUCAAGAGAAGAUAUCAGUGUUAGCCAAAGACGAUGUUGAACAAACGAGCAAGUCCAUCAAGAAGUUGUCAUACAACGGCUUUCAACCUUCUGAGCGUGAUUCGACUGAACCUUUGGCGGUGGGGACUACUCUGUUUGAACUGUAUCUAAUUUUGGAACGCUUUGUGAUCUUGGGACAAGGUCUGUGUCCCCAAGACAUGGAGGACAUGCCGAUUAAAAACUUCUACAUCUGGUUCAACGAGGGUGUCGGUCAAUGGUUAGAAAUUGCUGCAUUUAAAGCUCUUACUCGCAUUGAAAAGGCUAUUGAUUUAGAUCAAUUCGUCCCCGUGGACAGUUCGGUAAAAUACAGUUCUUCUGCAAUAGACACGCUGCAAAUUUUCUAUCAGAUUAAAAUAUUCUGGCAGCAGUUAAACUGGCCCGACGUUGAAGGGAGUUAUAUAUUUAUGGCUAAAAUUAUCGACGAUAUUUGUAGGUGCAGUUCGUUCUACGCUGAUAAAAUGUCUGCGCGCGUGGAGGGCAUGGGCGACUAUAAAGAUGUUUACGAGAGCAAGUUUGAAGUCACCAAGGAGUGGUGUCAAGCCAUAAACAAUAUCGAUUAUGUUCGCACAAAACUGAAACCUUUCAGUAACGAUCUCGGGAAAGAGGAGCUUUUGAAAAAGCUUGCGGACUUUAAUUCCACGGCUGCGCAAAGAUGUGGAGAGGCUUUGGAUUUAGUCAUGUACAACGCAUUAGACACUAUUAAGAAUAAAAUUAUCGAAUUGCUGGAGGUGAUGGUGGAUAAAAUGACGCCUUCGAUGAAAAGGCUUCUUAUUGAAGGUGCAGAACUUUAUCAACAAGAUAGUAAUAGUAUUGAUAGAGUUAUGAAAUACAUCGAUCGUAAUUUAGAGACGUUAUAUCAAGAACUGAACGAAGAAAACUUUAAUAAAACAUUGCUUAUUAUUUGGGACAAGUUGGGUACCAUAUUGGCUGAGCUUGUUCAAACAAGUUUAGAAAAACGGCGCCCACCUUCUUUCUUUGCAAAUCUACAAGAAACAUUAAAAAUUAUGGUCAAAUCAUUUAAAAGUGCUGAUGAUACACAUUCAUGUCCUGCCUUGCAAAAAACCGAGAGGCUGUUAAAAUUACAUGCGCUUGAAACCGGUGCCUUAAUUCAUCAAAUCAAUUUAGACUUAUAUAAAGAACAACAAGCUUUAGAGGAGUCACCACAUGGUCAGCUCUGUGUUCGAAUGAAAGUGGUAAAUACAGACUUGCACAUAGAAAUUUUGAAUGGCCGCAAUCUUUUCGAAAUGAACUCUACCGGAGCCUCUGAUUCUUUCGUAAGAGUUCACAUGCUACCCGAAGAAAAGUUUGUCGGUGUGAAUCGACCGAAAACUCAAAUUCAUUACAAAGAGGUAUUCCCUUUGUUUGAUGAGAAAUUUGAUAUCGUACUUUCUUCAGAGCAUCACAAUGUCGAAGACGCUUUGGUGCUAUUCAGCGUUAAAGAUUAUGACAUGAUGGGACUGAAUAAUCAAUAUAUUGGCGAGGCGUUUGUGAGUCUGAAAGACAUUCCCAAGACGUCGCAAUCAUUUGAAAAUUUACCACAAGUUCUGUUGCAAUUAGUACGACCGACAUCACUAAAUACAGAGGCUGUGAAAGCGUUAGAAUAUAGACAGGGAGAUAAAUUGGCAAAAGAGUUUCUGAAGAAGUAUAAGCAGAAGAUGGGAUCCGCCUCACCAUAAGACUGGAACAUUUUAUAACCGAAUAUGCAUGGAAUUUAGUGUGUAGGACAUUUAUUUAUUACAGUGACAAACCUGCAGUGUAUUUAUUAUCCGAAAACUAUGAAGCCACGUAUUAUUAAACGUAAUUUGUACUUCAAUUAUAAGCCAAGUGAACCCGAAUAUAUCUAACGUUGUUUAUGUUGGGGUAUUCAGUUUGUUAGAAGAAUAACGGAACUCUUAGAUUUCAAUAAUUAUUUGUUUAUUACUUUGCCCAAUAUAAUAUCAGUUUGUUUCUUUCAA